UUUUAUAAGCACACUCAUUAUUUUUUUGGAAAGGAGGAACCACUUGCUCUGCGUGCAGAGUUGUUUUGAAUUUCCACCAUGAAAGUGUCUAUGUGUAUGAGGAAGGGAGGUAGGGAGAGAAUUCCAGUAAAUGCAAGCUGCUUUUGAACUUUUGGCGUACUUCCUCGAUGCUUAAAUAUCUGAGCCAAACAGCAGGGGUAAGAGGCACCAACACCAUUGCAUGCUUUUAAUCUGCUACAGACUAUGCCCUUACUUGGAAAAGACCAGGAUGUCCAAUCAGUCAGUCCAACCAUUGGAAGAACCCAUAUCCAAAUACAAACACAUUUGUUAUGUGUGAUAAGGGCGCGAGCAUAACAAGAGGAAGUGUGCUGCUUGAACCUUGCUCACAACUAAUCCUGAAGAGGAACAGAGUGUUGUUUCCCUUCAAUAGGCACAAUGGCUAACCAGCUGCUCCUCAUUCUGAUCUUCAGUUUUCUGACAAGUCUCUUGAAGGCAGAAAGAAAUGUGUUCUUACAAGGUAAAAUUGCACACAAAUUUCUGGAAAGAAGAAAACGUGCAAAUUCAGCAUUUGAGGAGUUCAAGCAAGGAAACAUUGAGAGAGAAUGCUAUGAAGAGAAGUGCUCAAGGGAAGAAGCCAGAGAAGCUUUUGAAGAUGAUGAAAAAACAAAUGAAUUCUGGAAUAAUUAUGUAGAUGGUGACCAGUGUAGCUCAAACCCUUGCCAUUAUGGAGGGUCGUGCAAAGAUGGCCUGAAUAGCUACACCUGCACGUGCUUGGCUGGUUAUGAUGGACCGAACUGCGAAUACAUCACAUACAAAUCCUGCAAAGUGGAUAAUGGAGAGUGUGGGCAGUUCUGUAAAAAUGUAGAAAAUACUGUGGAAUGCUCCUGCACAGCUGGGUAUAUCUUAGACAACGAUGGACAAUCCUGUGUUGCCACAGCUAAUUAUCCAUGCGGUAAAAUCAAAAGGACAAAGUCAAAGGCAAAAAGAGAAGCAAGCUUCCUUGACUAUACCCCCAGCACUUACGACUAUGAUGCCAUUCCUGAAGAAAAUUUUUACGAUGGUCCGCAGAAUUUCACUAAUGUGGUUCCCCAUCUGCCGUCCCAGGAUGGAACUGCACUCAAUGAGAAGGAUAUCAACUCUGACCUUAACAUGCGGAUUGUUAAUGGGUCCAAUUGUGAAUUGGGUCAAUGUCCCUGGCAGGCACUCCUGCUAGAUGAAAAGGAAGAAGGGUUUUGCGGAGGAACAGUUCUAAGCCAUAUCCAUGUACUUACUGCCGCUCAUUGCAUAAACCAAACAAAAACAAUUAAAGUUGUUGUAGGGGAGGUGGAUACAAACACAAGAACUACGGGAACUCUUCACACUGUGGAGAAAGUAUAUGUGCAUCAGAAAUUUGUAUUGGCAACCUAUGACUAUGAUAUCGCUAUAAUUCAAUUGAGGAACCCAAUUCAGUUUUCCGAAUUUGUGAUCCCUGCAUGUCUUCCCACAGCUGACUUUGCCAAUCAGGUCCUCAUGAGUCAACCAACUGGUAUUGUCAGUGGUUUUGGCCGUCUCCAUGAAAAAGGCCGGAAAGCCUCCAAACUUCAAAUGAUUAGAGUGCCCUACAUCGAUAGGCAUACCUGCAAGCUGUCAAGUAAUUUUGUAAUCACUGAAAAUAUGUUCUGCGCUGGCUAUCGCACUCUGGCUCAAGAUGCAUGUCAGGGAGACAGUGGAGGUCCUCAUGUAACUGAAUACAAGGGCACUCACUUUGUUACAGGUGUGAUCAGCUGGGGAGAAGGGUGUGCAAGGGAGGACAAGUACGGCAUUUAUACAAAGGUGUCCAAAUUCAUAGGCUGGGUGAGGAGAAUAAUGCGUCAGAGACCACAGCCAGCCAGGCAAGAAGAAAACUGAUGUGUCCUCAACACCAUUUAAUGGCAUAUUUCUCUCAAGCAUUUUGCUGUAUGAAUUGAAUAAAUAGUUCAAUUUAGAACAGGAGGGCGGAACUAUGGGCCACCCCCAGGUUGGUUAUGCUUAGGUGGAGGACAGAGUUGGUUAUGCUAGGUGAAGAACACAGAAGUUGUAGACCAAAUGUCUAGAUGCCAGACGUUCUUCACCCCAGUUAAGGAUCUUCAGCAUACUACUUUGAAGGCAUUUUUUUUUCAUUUCAUAGCAUCUAUGCAUUAUGAAAUCCAUGUUUAUUUCACUUAGCUUAGUAAAUAAUCUCACUCUAGCGUAAGUCCCUCAUGUAUCUAUCAGUCUAAGAAAUAUGAUUUUGAAUCUUUUAUCUUCUGUACUAUGGCCAGAAUCCUCUUGGAUGGUUACAAAUGUGUAACCACUACUUACCAGUUAGCAGCUGCUAUGCUCACCAAAGGUCUGUUCCCCAGUUGCUCUGGAUAUACUUUAUAUCCACAUGUAUAAGUUGAUCUCAUAAGUUGAAGGUUGAUUUGAGGGACAAAAUUAUGAAUUUUGAUAUGAUGUCAAGGGUCAUUCCAUGGAAAGGGGCAAGUAUAAAUGGCAUUUCAUGGAACCACUUCUCCCUGGCCAACACUACCAUUUCCUUGUUCAGGCAUUAAAAAGGCAGGAAGUAGAGGGUUUGAGUGCUUUUUUCAGGUUCUCUUGGAUGGAAUAAGAUCUUGCUGUUCACCACUCUGUUCAGCAAGGGGCAUGGUCCCUUUGUAAAAAAAAAAAAGGUAUGAUACAGUCCUAACAUUGGCCUAUGGAAGAGUCAACCCAGGUUUUGGAGGCUGAGUUUUUGACUAAAAUUUCUAGACUUAUACAUGAGUAUCAGGUAGCUUUCCCACCCUCCUAUGAACAAUCUCUGUUGCAACAGGCAGAAGUGGAUCUCCUGUCAUAAUUCCCCUGUACGCUGGAUAUCACUUGCAUGAGGAGGUUUGUAAACAUCAGCCAGCUGGUUUCUAUUGAUCACAGUAGCUGCUGCUGGUAAGUGGGCAUUGGGAGACUGUCGUAGUCCCAGCUAGAGCAGAGGUAGGAAUUAUGAAUGUGAAAUAGUCAUGAAUGCUCAGAGUUGUGUAUUCAUAACUGCUCAAGAAGACAGAGGCCUGUAGUUUUAAUAGAUUCAUAUGGCUUAUAAUGGAAUUUUGAAACUUAAAUGGCACAGUAAUAAGCUUUCAGUAAUUGGUGACCUUUCUCCCUUUUCUCCCAGAAUUAGAUGCUGAUAAUUAAAGUAUGUCAUUACAAUAAAACAAUCUCCAAAAGGGUAGAGGUAUCACUCUACUGCAGGAAAAAGAAAAAAAUGGUGGUUCCUUAAGACCAAGAUAGAUAUUAUAGCAGUGGUGUCCAACCUUUGGUUCUUCAGGUGUUUUGGACCAGCUCCUAGAAUUCCUGACCAUUGGACAAGCUAGCCAGGGCUUCUGGCCAUUGGAAUUCCAAACACCUAGAGAACCAAAGGUUAGACACCAUGGUAUUAUAGCAUGAUACUUUUAAAUAGGUUAUGCAGCCAAUCCCUUCCUGAUGAGAAAUAUAUGGUGAAGGCUUUUAGUGAAAAUACAUAUAUAAUUACUAACCCUGUAAGCUAACAAAUAACUUGAGAGUAUAACACAGCUAGUAUGGUAUAUCCCUGAUAAUAUCAACACAUCAUCACAGUGCUUGCAUGGUGGCCUUGGAAGGACAUAUUUUCAAAUGCCUUUCUCUUUUGCAAAUAUUUUAUAUUGCCACGUGUACCAAAAUGAAUAAUAAAACAAUAUAUUAAACUGUAA
This is a messenger RNA of Anolis sagrei ordinatus, 3692 nucleotides long. It is a transcript of the gene F10, whose product is annotated as coagulation factor X. Gene Ontology annotation, cellular component: extracellular region. Gene Ontology annotation, biological process: blood coagulation; positive regulation of leukocyte chemotaxis; proteolysis. The record is from RefSeq and is a predicted model, not a curated record. Lineage: Eukaryota; Metazoa; Chordata; Lepidosauria; Squamata; Anolidae. Gene Ontology annotation, molecular function: serine-type endopeptidase activity; calcium ion binding.